This is a messenger RNA of Alternaria ethzedia, 1593 nucleotides long. RefSeq lists its product as uncharacterized. The transcript has 5 exons. The record is from RefSeq and is a predicted model, not a curated record. NCBI's taxonomy places the organism in Eukaryota, Fungi, Ascomycota, Dothideomycetes, Pleosporales, Pleosporaceae. Gene Ontology annotation, biological process: transmembrane transport. The coding region runs from base 1 to 1593 and encodes 530 amino acids. Gene Ontology annotation, cellular component: membrane. Gene Ontology annotation, molecular function: transmembrane transporter activity.
AUGGACGAAAAGCCUGCCAUUCACCGGCUCUCCCACGCCAGUGAUUCUCCAGAUGGCACAUCUAUCCAUGCCGCACGCAAAGCCUCGAUCACAUCAUUCGGCCAUGGGGGAACAAAAGCAGAGGAGCGGGCGCGCAUCGACGCGCUGGCUACAAGUCCAGGCGUGACUAUGGCAUCUUUUGCGCAUCUCGACGAGAAGAAGAUUUUACGGAAGAUGGACUUGCGCCUCAUCCCCAUGUUAGCGCUGUUGUAUCUUCUCUCCUUUUUGGAUCGAGGAAACAUCGGUAACGCGAAGAUUGAAGGGUUAACGGAAGAUCUCAAUAUGACGGGUGCGCAGUACAACUGGUGUCUAACAGUCUUCUUCUUCACAUACGCCUUCUUCGAAGUGCCCUCCAACCUCCUACUGAAAACGCUUCGGCCAUCGAUCUGGCUCCCAACCAUCAUGGUAGCAUGGGGCAUCGUCAUGACGCUCAUGGGCAUAGUGCAGAGCUAUGAGGGACUGUUGAUUGCAAGAAUCUUCUUGGGUGUUACGGAAGCCGGUCUCUUCCCAGGAGUAGCAUACUACAUCACAAUGUGGUACGCCCGCCACGAAGCGCAGUUCCGCCAAGCCCUCUUCUUCUCCGCUGCCUCUGUCGCAGGCGCUUUCUCUGGUCUUCUCGCCUUCGGCAUCGCACACAUGGAUGGUGUAGGGAAUCUCGCGGGUUGGCGCUGGAUCUUCAUCCUAGAGGGAAUCUUGACCGUCAUCGUGGCAAUCAUUGCAUACUUCACGCUCUACGACUUCCCGGAAACCGCUACUUUCCUCACGGAGGAAGAGCGUGCUUUUGUUGUAUACCGUUUGAAGUAUCAGAACUACAAGGAAGAAGCGGAUGGUGGUGUUAGGGUCGCGCAAGAUGAUAGCUUCCAGUGGAAGUUUGUCAAAGCGGCGUUCCUCGAUUGGCAGAUUUGGACGAAUGUUUUGGUUUAUUGGGGUAUCGUAUGUCCGCUAUACGGCAUAUCCCUCUUCCUCCCAUCCAUCAUCCGCGCACUCGGAUAUUCCUCUUCCACAGCCCAACUCCUCACCGUACCCAUCUAUAUCACCGCUUCCGUAUUGGCUGUUGUUGUCGCGUGGUUCAGCGAUAGAGUUGGAAAGCGGUAUCCGUUCAUCUUGGUGUGUCUGUGCAUCAUGGCUGUCGGCUUCAUCAUGUGUAUCGCGGGUGGCAGCGUGCCAGGGCUCGUAUACGCGGGUGUCUUCAUCGCGGCGUGUGCGCUGUAUCCAGCGUUCCCUGGAAAUAUCACAUGGCUCAGCAAUAAUCUAGCUGGAAGUACGAAGAGAGCUACCGGGCAAGCUAUCCAGAUCGCCGUGGGUAAUUUGGCGGGUGCCAUGGCCUCCAACUUCUAUCGCGCAGAAGACGCGCCGCGUUAUCUUCUCGGUCAUGCUCUCGAACUCGGUUUCAUCGUGGCGGGUCUCAUAGCGUUGCUGUUCUUGGUGUUCAACUACAAGCGCAUCAACGCGAAGAGGGAGCGACAGGUAGCUGAGGGCGCGCAUAACGGGUAUACUCCCGAGGAGCUGGGCGCGCUUGGGGAUCGGGCGAUUACGUUCAAGUAUUUCCUGUAG